Molecule: messenger RNA, 3858 nt
Organism: Rotaria sp. Silwood2
Lineage: Eukaryota; Metazoa; Rotifera; Eurotatoria; Philodinida; Philodinidae
Source: the annotation of a GenBank genome assembly
AUGGCUACUUGUUCUAAUUUCGUCCAAGAUCAAUGGAGACCAAAUCAAUGUAUCGAGUGUUUUCAAGGAAAAGAAAAACAUUUCGAGACCAAGACGUCAAUACCCAUUGUUGUGGAUUUAAUUCAAUUAUCGAAACCGGAUGCUCAAUCACGCGACUCAACACAGCAACCAUCAACUGUCGAUGAUGUCGCUCUACCAAGAAGUCUUAGUCGUUCGUUCACCACUAGAACAAAUUACGAUACAAAAUAUUCUCAGAGUAAUCAUAAUAAUCUAACAAAAAACUUGAUUGAUAUUCCAUCAAGUAAAUCCAAUACCGAUCAAAAUAUAGCAGGACUACAAGUAAGGACUGGUUCCAUCAAUUACAAUGAUAUCAAGCUAAACACACAUCCUAUCGUUGAAAGUAGAUCUAUGCCAAUACAAAUAUUGCCUAGAUCUGUACUUUCAAGUGAUAUUCAAUUCAACGUGCCAUUGAAUGAGGAAACCACAUUCAUGAAGGUAAAUGACCAACAACCAUCACUUAGUUCUUGUAAUUCGGAUAGUACCGAAGUCAGUAUUCCUUCUGUCGAUGACAAGAAACUUGUACAACAACAGAUCCGGACUAGUUCAAUAAUAUUCAAUGAUGUUCAAUCAGUCAUGUCUUCAGCAGAGAAAACAAAAUUAAGCGAAGAUAAUGAAAAUCAAAUAAUGGUGGGCUCUAUUAUUCCUGAUGGUGUUCAAUUAAGUACCUCUUAUACGGAACAAUAUAGAUUUAGACAACAGGAGACGUGUGACACUUGUCUGACUUCCAAUGAUGUUCAAUCCAAGAUGUCUUUUUCAGACCGAACCACAUUAAGCGAAGAAAAUCACAAACAACCGGUGGUUAAUUAUGCGACUUGCAACAAUACUCAACCAAUGAUGUUGUCUGCCGAUCGAGAUAGAUUUGAUCAACAAUCCAAUAUGAUUUGUGCCGCUUCCGGUUCUAUUCAAUCUAGCAUAGAUCUGUGGACAAUCAUUGGUGUCGAAGAAAAAGAAAUACCAGAGUUGAAACGACUUGAUAAAUUACUAAACAAAUUUCAAGAACAGUCGGCUAGUGGUGACGAUCUGGAGAAUAAUAUCGAUGCUUUAAUUAGAAUUUUAGGUUCCUUAUGUAAACAUCAUUAUACUGUUUUUGAAAAAACUGAUAUUACAAAGAGGGAACGUUUUUUUCAAUCUAUUUCUAACAGACUUCAACCGAUAGGAAAAAUUCUGAAGAAAAUAAUUCCUCAUGAAACAUGGAAAGCAUUACGUGAACAAACACAGUUAUUAGAAGCAUUAUGCAAAUUUAAUUUCGAUGAAAAACCAUUGAUAUUUGCAGUGAAAGCGUUAAAAUAUAUCAAUUUUUCAAAAGCUUUAGAAAAUCAAUUCAUCAAUUUGAUUGAUGAAAUGAGACGUGAAUAUCCAAAUAUAUUAGAUGAUAUAUUAGCAGAAGAAUAUAAAAAACUUAAGAACAAUCGAGAAAAAAUUGUAAUUACAGUUCUUGGUAGUACCAAAUCAUCAAAAUCAAGUUUCAUUAAUUUUUUAUUACAAGAUGAAAUUUGUCCAACGGGAAAUAAAGCAGCGACAGCACGAUUAACAAAAAUUACCUAUGGUCAACGAAUAUGUUUAACUCUAAAAAGUUCAAUAUGUAAUACAUCAGAAUCAAUAGUAUUCAAUGAUACACGAGAACUUUUACAAAAAGCAAAAGAAUUUAUUAUAUUGAACAAUGAGGCUCGUAAAAGUAAAUUAUGUGAAGAUGAAGUUUUGAUCGAAUUACCAAUUAAUGAAUUGAAAAAUGUUGAACUAUGGGAUGUACCAGGAUUUGAUGAAAAUCCCAUUAUUAACGAGCGUGUAGAAGAAAUUUUAAAAGAUACAAAUUUAACAUUUUUUAUUAUACCCCAACAAGAUAUUUUACGACAAACAUCUAUUGAUUUUAUUAAACUAUGUUUAAACCAGCAUACUACCAUAGAUGAUAAAAGCAAGAGCAAACCAAUGACAAAAAUUUGUUUUAUUAUUAGUCAGAUCGAUAAAUAUAAACCAGAUGGACAAUUUCAAGAAAGUAAACAUUCGUUUUUAAAACAUAUUUAUGAUAAAAUCGAACAAGAAUUAAAAAUUGAUUUUCAAAUCACAGACUAUAAAUCAUCUAAUCAAUUUAUACCAAUGUGUAGUAAUCAUUUACAUAGUAUCAAAGAUUAUCUUGAAUGUUGUGAGCAAUUUAUUGAAAAAUCAAAUCAAUGGUUUCAUGAUGCUUUAAAGAACGAAGCUUAUCUUCAUUUAAAUAGAUUGUUGAAAUUUAUAAAAGAAUUUUCGAAUUAUGAUGAUCUAUUUCGGCAAGAAGCUCGUCAUAAACGCAUGGAAAUAAUAUUCAAUAAACGUUUUUCAACAUUUAGUAAAGAGUUAACAAAAAGUGUAAAAGAUAGCUUGAAUGAAAUCUACUUGCUUAUGAAAGGAUCAAUCGAUGAAUUUGUGAAGAAAUGUUUAAUGUUAUAUAAUAAAAAUGAAAAGGUAGAAAAUAUUGAAGCAUAUAUCCAAAGUCAAUUAAUUACAAGAUUCAGCGAAAUUUUAGAAGGUAACAAGUCAAAAAUUCUACAAAAGAUCAACAAAAUCUUUUUACAAUUUUCAAAUACAAUAUAUCUGAAACCUCCCGAUAUUCAAAUCUUAAAACAAGUACUUGAUGACGUAUUAACCAACGAUUCGUACAAAGGUGUAAUUAAACAACAUCAGCAUACAUCUCCAUAUCAUCUGUUCACUUAUUUAAAGAGGAUGUAUCAAGCACUAUCGCAUGUGAUGAUAGUCUCUAUAAGCAACGUACAUGAAAAUUGUGAGGCUUCUAAACGUAAAUGUCCAAGAUUAGUCAAUCGCGAACAAUUUGUUAAAGAAAGCACGAUGAAUUCGAUAACAAAUCUAGUUAAUGACGUACUGAAAACUAUUUCUGAUGAUUUACACAAUAAAGCUGAGAAGACGUUACAAGAAUUUCUUGAUAAUCAGUUAAAACAAAUACAUGAUAAAAUAGAAGAAAACGCAAACAAAUAUAUUCAUUCAACUCUGGUUGGCGAAAAAAUCGAUUGUAUCCGUCUAUUUUGUGAAAAUCAUUCAGUGGAAAUUAAGCGUAUACAUUUAGAUAUUCUUGAUAAGCAAUUUAAACUUCAAUAUUCAACUAAUGUGAUUAUUAAUGAAAAUGAAAGAUUAGAUAAUAGAAGUAAUUUUCGCCUGUUUACCGGCAUACUAGGAAAAGAGAAAUUACCGAUAGCUGCUAAAUUAAUACCAUUAAAUAAUUUCAAAUUACAAGAAGUACUUUAUAUACAUGAGCUUGAUCAUGUGAACGUUAUCAAGUAUUAUGGUAUCAAGAAAAAGAUACAAGAUCAAUAUUAUAUCUUAAUGCCACGUUUAGAUUGUAACUUAUCUACAUAUUUAACAGAAAAUUCUAAGAGAUUGAAGAGUGAAGCAAUCGAUAAUAUGAUCAUACAAAUUAUCGACGGCUUAAAUUAUAUACAUAGACAAUUGGAACUUGUUCAUCGAGAUAUUAAAUUACAAAAUAUAUUAGUAGACAAAGCUAAAAAUUUAUUUUUAAUUGCUGAUUUAGGUGGUGCACAUCGAGAACCACUAACAAUUAUAGGUACUAAAGGUUAUGCUGCACCAGAAUUAGUUUCAACAAACAAUCAAGAAAUAAUUACAGAAAAAUGUGAUAUGUAUUCGCUUGGUGUAGUUAUUCAAAAAAUACUACGAACAGCUAAUAUAGAACAAAAUAAUGAUAGCUUAAUUAUUGGUUGGUCAAAAAUUUCCGAACAGUGUUUAUCAAAAGAACCUUCAGCACGUCCAAGUUGUGAAAAUAUUUUGGAGAAACGUUUCAAGAAUAUCGACUAA